GCUGUUGUCAGCAGUUGUCAGUGUUUAUUAUUGGUCGUCAGUGAUGGUCGGUGGUCAUUCGUGGUCAUUCGUGUUUAUGACAUUAUGGUACCGGACGUGCGGAUGUUUAUACGUAUACGAGAGUAAUAUCGUCGUCAGUGAUAUGUACGAAAUUUUUUUAUUCAAUCGAGUUUGACGACACUUGAGGCGCGAUUAAGGGAGGAACAAUGUGCAAUUGGCAUUAAAUCGAAGCUGGAAGGUGCAGCACUGGCACGAAACAGCGUUUCGGAAGAAUUGCCCGGGGCCGUGAACAAAAACAAAGUUGUAGGUUACGCGCCGUGUACUAUGGCACAGUCGACAACAAGCGGGACCUCCUCGCGGCGAUAUACGCGAGAGCACGAGGUGCAAUCCUCGUCGCGUUACGUAGACAGCGAAUGGGAGUCUAAUGAGGCCUUACGACAACGUGAGCUCGAGGAGGCAAGAGCGCGAGCAGCACAAAUGGAAAAAACGAUGCGAUGGUGGUCUGACUGUACUGCCAAUUGGCGCGAGAAGUGGAGUAAAGUUAGGAACGAGAGAAACGCCGCUAGAGACGAGGCGAAAGCUCUUAGGGCGAAAUUAGAGAUUGCCGUCAAAGACGCUAAUACUUUCAAGCACGAAUCUCAAGAAUUAGAAUUACAGAAUGAACAGCUGAAGAAAGAGAUGGAGAAGAUACAUAUGAUACUCUUGAAACACGCUGGGCAGUUUGACCAACACAUUUUUACCAUUCUGGAAUCAGUUCCGCAAUUAAGAACUACCUUUGGAUUAGACGAGCAACUGGAGUUUUAUAACAGCGUCGAGGCUAGUGACGCAUUAGACGCACAAAGGGAUAUGUUGUCUUGUAAAAAUUCGCAUGAAACAUCGAACGUUGCUUCGGGAGGUCACAGUAUCUUGCCAGAAAGAGAUAUCGAGGAGUAUGUGUUGCAAGGUGCUGUGCCAAAACACGCGGUUGAAUUAUAUAAGGAAAGUCCCAAUAAUUCUUUAGAUAAAGUCGUUACGAAACUAAUCACGGAGAAUAAUACCAAAAAGGACGGGCUGGAGAAACCAUCAUCGCCAUUAGAUAUAUAUAAUGUAGAUUUAACUCAAAAAAUGUCAACUUUGCAAAUAAAAUUGGAAGAGGCAACGAAAACUAUUUCUGCGGAAAGAGAGGAAAACAAUUCUUUGCAUCGGACUGUAGAAAAAUUGAAAGCCGAGGUUAAACAAUUAAGAGAGCAAUGUAAGGAUUUAUCUGAGAGUAAAGCUGACGCAAUGAAAGAUUUAUCAGAGCUAAAAGAACGUUUUCAACUCGAACUUAAUGAUGAACAUAUAGUGGAUUUGAUAGACAAUACAAGUGAGGGGGAGAGCAUGGACUUUCGUUUGACUGAAUUAAGGACAGAACUAGAGAAACUUCAAGCUGAAAACGCAGUAGAAUGGAGUAAAAGGGAGAAACUAGAAACUGAAAAAAUUUCUUUAGAACGAGAAAACAAGCUGCUCCGUUUAAAACUAUACGAACUGCAAGAAGGAAUAGAAUCACGGCGACCACGACCGGUAUCUACGGCCGACACAGACACUAGACAAUUACAGCAUGAAAUUCUAGUUCGCAACAUGGUGUUGCUUGAAGUGAAGCAGUAUCAGGCGACACUGAAACAGUCUUUAGCAGAGAAAACAACGGAGUUAUCACACGCGAUGAGACGGUCCGAGCAAUAUGAAAUGGAAGUGAAACGAUUGAGAGCAAGAGUAGAGGAGUUGAAGAAAGAGUUGGCCACUGCUCAGGAUGAGGUUGACGCUGCUACAAACACCAUACGAAAAUUGCAACAAGCUAAUAAAGAUCUUAUAGAGCAAUUGGAAUCUGCAAACGUACAGCUGGUACAUUUUAGAAAUAGUAACAAUGAGACAUACGAAACUUUAACGGACGCUGAAGUAGAUGGGACUGGGGAGCAAAAGUUCCAAAUUAACAACUCCAAUGAGUGCGUUGAAGUUUGCAAUGAGCAACAAGCCUAGUAUUCGAUCGCUAGCGAAUGGAGUGUUGAUAGCGAUGGAGUGUUGUUUAAGUCAUUUAACAAAGAUGCAAAUCAGAUAGGUGACCUUAUAGUGGGCCUAAAGUACAGAAUUUGACAUUUGACAAAAUUUUUUUUUUUCUGUUUAAUCUUUGACUCUGUGCUAGAAUUGUACGUACUUAUCAAAUAAUUCAUUAGCUACGCGCCUAUUGUGUUAAUGAGGAACACAUCAAUACUUCUAGAAGCAUAUAUGUAAAUAUAUGUUGCAUUUAUGAUACUUUAUUAAUCGAUGAUAUAUAAUUUUAAUUAUCUAUUGAUCGACAUGAAUAAUCCCUAUAAGCAAAUAUUAUGUAAAAACGGACAUAUAACAUUAACAAAAUAUUAGAAAUAUUAAAAUAACAUUAAAAUAAUAUUAAAAAUAUUGAAUAAUAUUCUUGGAAUGUUAUUUUAAUAUUAUUUAAAUUUUUAGUAAUAUUCACAUAAUGUUAAUAUUGUGUCCUUAUAGGGAUAAGUCAUAUACAAUAUUUGUUGUUCAAUAGUUAUUUACUCAAUUGUGAGGGAAAUAUUGUACUGGUUUUUAUUAUUAUUUCCUGUAAAUAAUCAUUUUUUAUUCCCUCAUAUUCGUUUUCUAUUUUUAUAUUAUAUUGUAAACACAUAUCUUUUCUCAUUUCAUUUGUCAUCAAUGUAAAUUAUCACAUUCCACAUUUUUUCUUAUACGUUCCUUUUAUUGGCUUGUAAGUUACACUUAUAUUCCUUUUUUAAAGCAUUGGUGUACAGAUACUGUAUAUACAUAUAUAUAUAUAUAUAUAUAUAUAUAUAUAUAUAUAUAUAUAUAUAUAUAUAUAGAUAGAUAGAUAGAUAGAUAGAUAGAUAGAUAUAUAUAGAUAUAGAUAUUCACACACGAAAUACAUGUGUAAUAAAACAUUGUUCCGUCAUGUAUUUUUCGUCUCGAAAAAGAUUGGCGAAAUCGAGUAGCGAAAUACAGAUCAUGUACAAGAUACGAUACCUGAUAUUUAUAACUAAACAUUUUAUGUCAAUACCGAAAAAUUCUAUAUAGUAUAAGUUGAAGCAAUACUUUAUCUACAUGUCCGCGAGUGUACCAUGUGUCAUAGACAUAUACUGAAUUGUAGAUAAAAUCUAAACGAACUUUCAUACAAUCACCUAUGUCAAAUUGAGAAGAAUGUUGUUAAUUAUAUUUCUUAAUCGCCGAGAGAGAUAAGACGAGAAAAAAAUUUUUCUUCCAGUUAAAAUGUAUUUUAUUGAUAAAACUUAAUAAAUAGCAACGAUUGAUAUAACAUGUUCACCCCAUGCUAUACAGUCAAUAAUUUGGAAGUACCUCAAUAAAGAAAUUGUAAUAUCGAA
Molecule: messenger RNA, 3353 nt
Organism: Solenopsis invicta (red fire ant)
Lineage: Eukaryota; Metazoa; Arthropoda; Insecta; Hymenoptera; Formicidae
Product: coiled-coil domain-containing protein 102A
Exons: 7
Coding region: 325-1995 (556 amino acids)
Source: RefSeq, a predicted model, not a curated record